Molecule: messenger RNA, 1428 nt
Organism: Aspergillus oryzae RIB40
Lineage: Eukaryota; Fungi; Ascomycota; Eurotiomycetes; Eurotiales; Aspergillaceae
Exons: 1
Coding region: 1-1428 (475 amino acids)
Source: RefSeq, a predicted model, not a curated record
AUGGCGGACAGCCGACGUACACCCUCAAUUAGUUUGACGCAAUACCUCCCUCAGGACUCGGGCACCCCCGGUCGAACGGAUAGUCUUUCAAUAUCACCUCCCGACUCGCCGGUUUUCCUUGGCCAUGGGCCUGCUAGUCUAGGCAGCUCUCGAGUCUCAUCCCUAGAGGACGAAUUCGAACAGUACUUCGGGGGCGGACAGACGGAGAAAACAUUCACCAGCCACAUACCGGUUCUGCGCAAACACGCAGAUAAUCAACGAGAAGAUCCCACUCCUUCGUUCACGCGACCGGCUACCGGAUGGGAUACGUUCUCCCGCGAGCCGAAUAACAUGGACACAUUUGCGCCCGCGGCUCCUGGGUGCACGUUCGAAACACACAUAUCCUCCGAUGCUAGACCUAUAGAGUCUCGUAGUUCGGACGUUCUCAACUGGGGCCGAGAGCAGAAAAGAAAGCUCUCAGGAGCCCGUAGCCGGCCAAAAGAAAGUGACCUCUUCCUCCCGCCUAGUUCACGAGUGCCUUGGAAAGGUGCCAGUGGAAGAUCUCCGAUAGUGGAACCUCUGCAAGAAAAGCCAAGAGCCAGAUCCUCAUCUCGUGUGCACUUGUCGAGGAGUUCCUCUCAAUUAAGAGGUCGAGAGAGCCCAUCGCCCAGUGGCGCAUACCUUGGUGGUUAUCCUUCCGUCGUCACGACUAUCACGGGUGGUGAAGCAAACACGAAGGUUCCGGAGAUGUAUGUGCCAAGCAAGAAUAUCCACCGAACAGUGUUUGAGGACCCGACCCCUCCUGCGACUAGCGCAAGCAGCCGUGCUCCGCCACGCGUCAAUCUACCGGAGCCUGAUCUCACCAAUACCCUUGCUGAUUUAAAACUCACCAACGAAGAUGACUUCGGCCUGCCUUCGAGCCGUUUCAGUGUAACUACCUACGAGCCUACAGAAGCAGGCAGUUCAACCGCGACAGGAAGUCCGCGAGGGAGUAUCGACGCUGCUUCCCAGUCUACCGAGUAUCAAUCUUCCAUCAUGUCCAGAAAACGUCCCGUUCCCAGCGCGGUAGCUCCGGGGAAGAAACCGUCAAGGAAACCCACCCCGUCUCAAACAACGAACGAACUUUUGCCUUGCACCCCAGAGCAACAUACCCAAAAUCGCAUCGAGAUGUUGGAAGCAAGGAGAGACUACCUUACACGCCGCAAAGCAAGCAUCAAUACUAUGAUUUACGAGUUGACGCAAGUCAUCCAGCCCAGUCCCAUUGCUUACGAUCUGGCCGCAAGGGACGAGGUCAAGAAAACGGUCGCCAGCUUAAACAAUGAGCUAGCUGAUAUUAAUAAAGAAGAACACGAUGUUGGCAUGAAACUAUUCCGAGCAUGGAGGAAGCGUGACGAACAGGAAUGCAAUGGUGGCAGCAGUGGUUUAUGGGUUAAACGAGUGACCAGCUGA